AUGCAUUGCCAGUCUGGUUGUAUUCAUUGCUUACUGUGCCGGGGCCUUGUCUGCGUGUACACCUACGGUGCGGGCCAGAGCUACACAGAUCCAAAAGAGGCUGAAUCGAAGGCCAGACAGUAUCUCCAGGCUAGAUAUGCUGACCCGCUAUUACAUGGCCUGACUUUGUUGUUGGCCCGACUUUCAUUGCUGUUGUCCUGCCGACGAAUGUUUCCAAUCCCAAAUCUCCGCUUUCGCGUUGACACAUUCAUAUUUUUGUCUGCGGUCCUCUGGUUCUUCAAGACAAUCCCCCAGGUUUUGAUCUGCAUCCCACCGCAGUACUUUUGGAACAGGUCUAUCCUUGGCGGCUGCUCUUCAUCACAGCUGCAAUUCUGGACUUUUGGAGUCUUCGAUCUAGUGCUCGAUGCGGCGCUGCUGUUUUUGUUGGUUCCUAGAUAUAUUCUACUGCGGCUUGGCGGGAUGAGAGUACAGUUGACACUAGUGCUAAUCUUCGGAUCGAUCGGUAUCUCUGCUAAUGCAGAUAGUGUCAUCAUGAGCGGUGUAGUUCGUGUUGUAUAUGGAUGCGAGACGGGUGACUUUCUUGGCGAUUACGGCCAUGUUAUUCAAUGGUCCGUCAUGCAGCUCGGCUUUGCUGUUAUGUGCGCCUGCAUGCCUUGUUUCCUUCCCGGAUUGCCAGUCAACGAAGUGAAUGGUGGCGACAGGCUUGUGUGGCUUGUAUUUAGACUCCCGGAGCAACCUAGUGUUGUCAGAAUGCCAAGACGGUCUGCUCACUUGGAUCAUCUUGCGCCGAGAGCCAAGGAGGAGAGGGUUAUGGAUAAUACGGUUGAAUCAUCACAAGUCACAAUUGACGACAGUGUUGUUGUUUAA
Messenger RNA from Aspergillus brunneoviolaceus CBS 621.78, 867 nucleotides. RefSeq lists its product as uncharacterized. The record is from RefSeq and is a predicted model, not a curated record. The transcript is spliced from 4 exons. Lineage: Eukaryota; Fungi; Ascomycota; Eurotiomycetes; Eurotiales; Aspergillaceae. The coding region runs from base 1 to 867 and encodes 288 amino acids.